This is a messenger RNA of Nicotiana attenuata, 1017 nucleotides long. RefSeq lists its product as uncharacterized. Bases 1 to 1017 code for a protein of 338 amino acids. The record is from RefSeq and is a predicted model, not a curated record. NCBI's taxonomy places the organism in Eukaryota, Viridiplantae, Streptophyta, Magnoliopsida, Solanales, Solanaceae. The transcript is spliced from 4 exons.
AUGGCUGCAGCAAGAAAGAUAGACAGAUUUAAAAGAAGACUGGGCUACCAGUCUUGUUUCAAUAAUUGCUCCAACAAAAUCUGGAUUCUAUGGUCCAAUGAAUAUGUGUUGGAUAUCAUAGAAGACAGAGAACAACAUGUAUUAGUGCACAUCACUGAUACACAUAGGCCUAUAUUCUUCUACAUGACUGUAGUCUAUGCCAAAUGUGAUGAGCAACUGAGAAACCUUCUGUGGGAUGAUCUUAGAGCAACUGCCAGAUUUGGUUUCACAUUGAGUGACAAUAGAGACCCUCCAAACACUAUAUUGAAAAGAUUGGACAGAUUGGUUUACAAUGCUGAAUGGUAUUUCAAGUUUCUGAAUUUCUGGGUGGAGCACGAGGAGAACCUCAAUGUGAUUCAACAGUCCUGGCUUGGAGAAGACAAUGGAACCAAAAAAACUGGAAAUGGAGAUAAGAAGACUAGAAGAAGUCUACCUGAUGACAACAACCAAGGCAACGUGCUCAAAUUAUCCAAAGCUAAGGCAGAAUUCACCAGAUUCCUGAAAUUGCAAGAUAGUGUGCUUAGACAAAAAGCCAGAGUAAGGUGGUUAUCUGAAGGUGAUGAAAACACUGCCUUCUUUCAUGGUUCCAUUCGUGAUAGAAGGAAAAAGUUAUCCAUCAUGAAGAUCAAAGAUUGUAAUGGUAAUUGGGUGGAGGGUACUACUGAGAUAGCUGCUGUUGGAGUAAGGUUCUUUCAGGAUCUUUUCAGCGCUGAUAACACCACUGAAGAUCUUCAAGCCUUGAAUAUUAUUAAAAAGGUCACCAAUGAUGAUGAUAACAACUUCCUGAUGUCCACUCCAUCUACUCAAGAAGUCAAAGACAAUGUCUUAUCUAUUGAUCCUGAUAGUGCACCAGGUCCAGAUGACCUUAGUGGAAGAUUCUAUCAAACUGCUUGGUCUGUGGUUGGUAAUGAUGUUCAUAGAGCAGUGGUGGAUUUUUUCCAUGGAGCUGUCUUACCUAGAUUUUUCCCUCAUACUUGA